Molecule: messenger RNA, 992 nt
Organism: Papilio polytes (common Mormon)
Lineage: Eukaryota; Metazoa; Arthropoda; Insecta; Lepidoptera; Papilionidae
Exons: 3
Coding region: 126-959 (277 amino acids)
Source: RefSeq, a predicted model, not a curated record
UCCAUAUCGGCUUUGAUUGUUUUUAUUUAAGGUUAUUUUAAAUUACAUUUUAAUAAAUAAAUCUAGAUCUAGUUAUAGAAAUAUAUCUGCUCAAUUAUACAAUUGCAUAAUAAGUUUAAUUCAGUAUGAACAUGGAUGCAGCAGUUUUGAAAAGAAAAAAAACUACAAUCAGUAAGGGAACAAUAAAAAAAACUAUAAAAAAUGUUGUUUGUCGACCUGAUGCUGUAUUUUGGCCAUCAAUAACAGAAAGUGAAGAAAAAGAAUUGGAAACUAUUUUAGAUAACUAUAAAGUGGCUAUUCCGGACUUUAAAAAGCCACAUUGGAAAGAUAUAAAAUGUUUACCUAAAUCUGAAAGACCUAAACAACCUCCUAUCAAGCGGGUCGAAGGGCUUGUUUUCGGCCUAUCUGAAUGUAGAAACUUAGUAGACAAUCAACAAUUAGCUGCUUUAAUUAUAGAAAAUGAAGUAACACCCAGAGUUAUAGUACACCCACUACUUGAAGCAUGCAAUAAAAGUUCAGUCCCUGCGGUUUGUUUAACUGGACUGAAGAAAAUUAGCUCUAGUAACUUUGGGAUAGCAACAAGCUGUUUAGGAAUCAAGCUAAAUCUUUUAAAAAAUCUAUCAAAUAGGAUUACAGAAAUAUCAAAGAAACAUAAACCCCAAGAUACAAAGGAAAAUUCUGUUAUAAAUGUUUGUAGUAUAGAAAAAGAUAAGCAAGAUAUUAACAUGAAGGAUAGCAUAGAAAAUAUUGAAACAGUUUCACUAUAUCCUUAUUUAUAUAGAACUGAUAAGAAAAGAGUAUUUAUUCCAGAAAAUGCUGAAAAGGUAGAGACAAGCAGAGACUUUAUCGGUCAAAACUUUGUUGCAUUUUCUUCCAAUAAAGUAAAAAAAGAAAAAUCAUAUAAGAAAAUGAUUGUAAAAAGAAUAUCUAACAAUCCAAACAGAGCAAAGGUAAAAUAACCAAUUACAUUGUAUAUUAAAAUAAAAGUCAUA